AUAUAUGUUCAUGUUUGAUGGACCACGGUGAGGUGCCUAUUACUGUCUGCUCUCGCCAGCCACCCCUAAGGCCCUAAUAAUAUCCAGUUCCACUCCAAAAGGCAAUUGUAGAAUACAAAUGUAUGGCUCUUUCAAGGAAACAUUGCUAGUUGGAGUUUACCACUGGCGACCUUGCCAAACUCCUCUGGGUCGUGUUAAUCAAGCUGGCACGAUGUAGAUUAGAAGGAAUGCAAGCCACGAUACUACCUUAGGCUUUGAAUUUUGUUUAAUCGGUAGCCUUUUGAAUAUUUUAAUAUACCACUUAAUUGACCUGCGUAUAUGCUCAUUGACAUUUGACACUGGAUGGUGUGGGAACUUAGUCGAAUAAUCUUAGUUGCGUAUAAUCAGAGGUUUCUCAAAAAUGAUUGAACUAAAGCAUAUCAUCUCAUAAUGCCCGGGGUGAAUUCUAAACCAGGAAGUAAACUCAAGAAAAGGACUGUUAUGUAUUUCUUUCUUUUUUUCAAACGUAUUCUGUAUUUCUUCUCAAUGGAAAAUUAUCUUCGACGAAAGGGGUAAGAUAGCAGCUACCUAGAGUCAAAAGAUUGACAUAAGAAACUCGCAGGUCCAGCCACCAAACAAACCAUCCCUAUCAGAUAUUAAAUUACAUCAUCGAACAAUUUAAUUGGAUAGACUAGUAUGUCCCUAUACUUGCUCACUAAGAUACAUGGCGCCCCCGAAUAAAUCCAAUACUGAGUCUCUUGAGGAUAAUCCGAUUCUCCCCUGUGCACUAGCUCUCCACGCCAACCACGUUUUUACUAUUUUGUAAUCCUUACCAUCCGUUUCUUUCACCAAACGUUUCAUCCCUUCAUUUUCACCCUCACAAGGGGCGGAAAGACGAAUAUGCCCUUUCCUUAUUACCCUCAACUGUACUCGUGUACUAUUCCAAGUUUGCCACAAUUUAGUAAUCUCCGAUUGCCAUUCUAUUCCAAAAACUUGGUUUAACUUCAGCACAAUAGAAGUCCAAAACAGGAUUCCAGAUGUCACCAGCCAUGAUCAGAGGACUACUUUUUCUUCUCGUUAUCACCGUCGCGUCCAUCACUUCCGGUGCUCGAGCAUCAAGAUCCAUCGUUUUCUUGCCCCAGCCUUUAUCAUCCCUCGACAUAAUCAACACCACUUCGAACCAGAACGCCCGCUGUUCAUUUACGGUGAGCAUUAGGACAAGCUGCUCUUCUCCCGCACUCACCAGAGACCAAAUUAGUCUAGCCUUUGGUGAUGCUUAUGGAAAUCAGGUUUAUGCACCGAGGUUAGAUGAUCCGUCAAGCAGGGCUUUUGAGCGGUGUUCGAGGGAUACAUACACAGUAUACGGUCCGUGUACGUAUCAGAUCUGUUAUGCGUACCUCUACAGGAGUGGAUACGAUGGAUGGAUACCGUAUGAUGUUACUAUCUACGGCUACCACACCAAAGCUGUCACCUUCACCUACAAUGUUGGCAUCCCUAGCGACACUUGGUACGGUCAUAAUUACUGUCGUUCACGCGCUGUAAAAUCUGCACAGAACUUGGGCUGGAGCUUGCUUUCUAUCGGUUCCACUAUGUUGUACACAAUUGCUGGCCUGUUUCGUGGUUAGUUUUGGGCCUUUCUGUUUGUAUCUGAUUUGGGCCUUGUCCAAUUGGAACACUUAGUUUGCCUAAUUUGUGUCUUGUAAUAAACAAAUGCUACUUACAAGGGUUGCCCUUCCAUAAAGCAAGUAAAACAACCGCUUUAGGCCCCAUAUUUGUGGGGGUUCGA
Molecule: messenger RNA, 1765 nt
Organism: Nicotiana tabacum (common tobacco)
Lineage: Eukaryota; Viridiplantae; Streptophyta; Magnoliopsida; Solanales; Solanaceae
Product: embryo-specific protein ATS3B-like
Molecular function (GO): protein binding
Source: RefSeq, a predicted model, not a curated record